AUGGCUUUCCUUUCCUCUCCAUUGGGACUUGGUGUCUCCAUAAUAGCCAUUCUUGUCGGGGCUAUCAUCUUUGCCAACAAGAAGCCAAAAUUCCCGAUUAUCAACAAAUACUCCAAAGACUUCUUCCACCGUCAGGCGAAUCACGAGUACAAGACCAACGCCAGAAAGCUACUCAAAGAUGGUGCUGCCAAGCAUGGCGAGAACCCCUUUGCCAUCUUGGUCCCAAACGGUAUCAAGACAAUUCUGCCACCUUCUUGUGUCGGUUGGGCCAAGAACAACAAAGACCUAGACCACCAGCAACUCGCCAGAGACGAAUACUUUGCUAGCUACCCUGGUUUCGAUGUUCAGCAUGUCUUGCAUCACCCGAAUAGGAUGGUCAUCAACAUGGUCCAGGGAAAGCUAUCCAAAACUGACAAGACUCUGCCUAUCAUGAAUGAACACAUUAAGACAGGUUUGUCUGAAAUUUGGGGAGAGAACAAGUCUUGGAAGACACUCAACUGGGAAGAUGGAACUACUGGAGUUAUUUCUCGUGCAGCUGCAUCCAUCUUUGUCGGACCGGAACUCGCUGCUGACCCAGAAUGGCAAAAGGUGUCGAGGGCUUAUGUUUUGGAUUACUUUGGAGCUGUUGGGGAAAUGCAUUUAUGGCCCUCGUGGUUGAGAUGGCUGGUUGUUUGGUAUCUUCCUGGUGCCUCAACUUGCCGUGCUGGUCUGAAGCGAGCGCGUGAGAUGGUGAACAAGGUCGUUCAGAAAAGACGACAAGAGGAAGAGCAGGCGAAGCUCAACGGAAAGGAGGCUCCCGCUUACUACGAUGCCCUUGCUUGGACUCUUGAAUCGCCGCUCGGAAAUGAGUUUGAACCUGCGGAUGUUCAGCUUGCUCUGGCCAUGGCCGCUCUAUUUACCACUUCAGAGCUUUUUAGACAGAUUCUCAUUGAGAUUGCUCGUCGCCCUGAGGUUGCUAAGCAUCUGAGACAAGAGAUCGAGGACGCCGCACCGAAUCACGACUUUACCGCUGCGUCGCUCGUCAAAAUGCAGUUACUCGAUAGUUUCAUGAAGGAAACCCAGAGACAAAUCCCCUUGCUAGUGAUAUUGGAGAGAUUGGUCAUCCGCGACACCCGGCUUCCCGACGGUACUCUUCUCGAGAAAGGUACGCACAUCGCCAUCGAUUCUCGAGAGAUGUACGAUCCCGCCAAGUUCGAGAACCCCGAAAAGUUUGAUGCUUGGCGUUUCUACAAACGACGACAAGCUGGUGAUAACACAAGCCUGUUCGUGCAGUCAAGCCCGGAGCAUGCUCAGUUCGGUAUGGGCAAGCACCUGUGCCCUGGAAGGUUUUUUGCUGGCAGCGAGUUGAAGCUUUGCCUGGCUCACAUCAUACUCAAGUAUGACCUUAGAUUGAAGGACGGGUGCUUUGGAAAACCUAUGCAGUUUGGCUUUUUGAGUGCGACUGAUCCAUAUACCCAGCUGGAGGUUCGGAGAAGAUAG
Molecule: messenger RNA, 1479 nt
Organism: Fusarium fujikuroi IMI 58289
Lineage: Eukaryota; Fungi; Ascomycota; Sordariomycetes; Hypocreales; Nectriaceae
Product: related to cytochrome P450 monooxygenase (lovA)
Exons: 2
Coding region: 1-1479 (492 amino acids)
Molecular function (GO): monooxygenase activity; iron ion binding; heme binding
Source: RefSeq, a predicted model, not a curated record